Messenger RNA from Heterobilharzia americana, 5650 nucleotides. NCBI's taxonomy places the organism in Eukaryota, Metazoa, Platyhelminthes, Trematoda, Strigeidida, Schistosomatidae. The record is from the annotation of a GenBank genome assembly.
GCGCAGAUUUGCAGCUAGAUUUGAAGGUUGCCGGAUGGGCGACCUUUCAAGUCUCGCGGUAUGUUAUUUCGUACAUUAUUCCUGCAUGUAAUACUACUUUGUGGAAACAUCAGGAGUAUUUUUCCCAUUCAGUGGUCACUAUUCAGCAUGGUUCAUUCACAAAUGUUUCGAUCAAUGGACUUGUGUAUGUUGAAGUUCAAAAUAUUCCUCUGGGCAGCAAAUUUAUUGUUUACCAGCUUCACAGUCCGUUCAACCCACUUCUGGUAUCUGUAUCUCCCUCAUUUACCUACGAUGCCUCUCAGUACUCAACUCACAGUGGACUGGCCAGUUUUACGGAAAACAAAACGACCACGACUUUCUACGUUUAUUCCUCUUAUGCCAUCCCGCUCACAGCGUGGGUUAAAGCCGUUGCUUAUGGACCAGAAUUUCCACUACCAGGCGGAUGCGGACGCACUGCACACGUCGGUGUUGCUAGUGCAGCUGUCACUGCGGAUAUCAUAACUCGAAGUAUAAAUGUUUCAGGACUAACUUCGAAGCGCAUUGACCUGUUGAGCUACUGGACAUCCUCACUUCAAUUUUAUGCAGCUUCAGUGCCUAGCAAAUCUAAAGACUUUGUAUGCUCAGACAUGAAGGAUUCGGAUAAACCUGCUGACAGUCUAGUUUACCAUGUGUACAGCACACCCUUAAUAACUGCUGGAGGUUCAUACGGAGCUGUUAUAAAUCCUACUCCGGAUGAAGUUGCUGUCGUUAUAGAUAAAAUGGCAAACUUCGGUCAUCCAUCAUUUCGUGGCAUUUAUAUACAGUCCUUACGGCAGAGUGAGCUCAUUCCAAAUGAUGAAUUCAUAUCUAAUAUACUUGUAUCUCGCCGACCAGCAACAGCAUACGUUGUAACAAUUGUUUUAGAGUACUCAGUUUCUGGAGGUACUUGGAAAAUACCUUACGUUCCUGUUAUUCUCUUUGGCUGUCGUACUCAAAAUGUGGCGAAUUUCUAUCGCGUUGCAUAUGGCCAACCCAUUUUUAACGCCAGUUCUUUUAUAGAUUGUGGUAUUCUUCCUAAAGAUACACCGAUUGUUCUUUUCCCUAUCGCCGUUUUGCUUAUUGCAAGUUUCUUGUACGCUACGUCAUGUAAUGUCUGGAUCUGGCCUCGUGAGUUUGUUUUUGAGUUAAUAUGAUGACAUAUGUUUGAAACUAUGUACCUGUUAGUAACCAGAUGAUUUUCUACACCCCAAAAAGUUCUACAUUCUUUUGUUUUUCCCUUCACCGUUUACCAUCUAUAGGAAAUAAUGUUACCAUCAAAUGCUUCGGAAAAACCACUUUGCAAUUUUCUACCAGUGGUGUGAGUGAAUUCAAGGCUGCUUCUUCUCGAGGAGUAUACUUUUGAACUAUCAUGAAGCCCAAAUAUAUGCUGAGUUCACCUUGCAUUUUUAUACUCAUAAAUAUUGUCAUCCUAGGCAGAGAUAAAGAAGUUAACAAGGAAUCUGUCGUAGAAGUGCAUCAAUUAAAAUUUGCCACCUCACAGUGACAUGCAAAGAAGUAGAUGAAAGCAGAAUUACAUUAAAAUAUUUAAAAAUGUGUAAAUGGAGAGGGAAUAAAUUAGGGUUAGUCAAAAUGUUCCAGAUUUCGAAGUUGUGAAAAAGUACAAGUCAUCCUAAACUGGUUGACGUAAGCUUGUUUAUUGCACACAAUAUUGCAGUUGAACACCAAGUCAAGCGAAAUUCAAGACUAACUGUCGGAAACCCUGAAAUUAUAAGUGAACUUAGGUUGCGAUUGUGAGUAAAUAUGCUUGCGACUUUGAUGAUCUUACAACUAAGUAUUGAGCUUUGCAAGUUUCCUGCUAUCUCUUGACCCUCAGCUUUUUUGUGGCGAACAGUAAAUAUAAUAGUAUGCGUCCUCAUGUGACAAACAAUAUAGCAAUUGUACAAGAACUGCCAUGUCUGGUAGUCAGAACCGCAUCUGGUGAAAGUCGAAAGCUAUUCCACGCCAUCUGAGUUAUUGACAGCAGAAAACCUAAUGUGUGUGAGGUCUAUGCGGCAGAUGAUCUAUCGAUCAACAACUUUCAGAGGGGCGUGGAACGCCGAAUGGAAAACUUGAAGGUGCUGAUUAGCUGACCUCAUCCAAAAACUUAAACCCAAGUCUCUGUAGUCAGUUAACACUGACUUAUCUAAUAAAUUGGAGAGUUGUAAGGAACUCAUUAUAGAUUUGAGACUAAUCAGGGAAUUAACUAUACAUUUUUCCAGAUCGGCUGUCUCAUCACUGGAAGGAGACCGUCGUCGGUCUCAUCCUUGGUAAAGGCGUAUGCGAUGUAUGUGACAGUUCGUUGUGUGGUGGUGUAGAGUCGCUACCAGGAAAAUACCUUUCCAACUUUGAGUAUCGGUAUGAUGCGGCUUUGAUGCCUGACGACCUAAUAGCUACUCGAAUCACACUUAGCUGACACUAAGCUAAUUGAUAAUUAUUAGCAUUUUCGUGUGCCGGUAACUAUCCGGUUAGUCACCGUUAGAAAGCACCCGUACCAUUCUCCUCAUCGGGCUUCGCUUGAAACGACCUUGUAGCUGUAUUUUUGCUACAUUUUUUUGGAUGCAGAUAUACACGUGUUCAAAGCAAUAUGCAGUUGCUGUCCAGUAGUUAUUGGCCCCAGGAGUAGAAAUUGUUCAUUGACCUUCACCAGUGGUAAGUGAUAGCUAUAUGAAAUAUGUGUUCACCAUCGAUGUCGGUGGACACCACGUCAGACAUUGUCCCUCUUUAUGUCGAGUUGGCGAUUGCUAGAAAUGGGUGGUGGUUUGAGUAUAUUUGUAGCAGCUGAUCCCCAGUAGUCGUUCGUUCGACUGGGAUUCCCUAAGUACCAGCCAAUUGCCUUUCUGUUUGGCUUUACCUUUCUACCUAUGCAUUUACGUUCUUCGCCGAAACAAUCGUAUGUGAACGUUUGGCUUUCAGUAGGUGGAUAAACAAGUUUAGGUAAAGGUUUUCUCCCACUCCUUUGGAACCUUCCUGACGAGUCAAGUAGAGGUUACCUAGGCCAUCCGGUCACACAGUCCAUUACGACCACCUUAACUGAUCGAAUAUCAUUUUCAGGUACUUCAAGACGAAGAAGAACUUCGUCAUAGACGUGAACAUGGAGGUCUUCUAUUCUCCACCUGACCUUACAGGAAUUGACCUGGUUACAGAAGAUUCACUAGUAAAGCUAGACUACAUGGGUGAUACACUUUUGGUGAAGUGAGGCUGCUCAUAAAAUGCAGUCUAGAUACACUGGUUGGCAGUUUGAGAAUGUUUUGGAUCAGAAUGAAUUAGAGAAAACAUCAAAUGCUGGUUAUACAGUGGAUAUACCUUAUUGUUAUCUCCCUUUGUGGCCAGCUGUAGAACUUGACACUCAAACCUUCAUAAUAUUAAUUAUUCACUCUGUCUGACCUGCUUCUUUGUAGCUAUUAUUUGAUAGCGCGUAGUGAUAUACUAUGACUUAGCACGACGAUCGUUGUUGUCAGCAUCACUGACAGUAGAGUUGUAAUAUGCAAACCUAACCAACCCACACAUCAACAUAUCAGCUUUUGAUCGGUUUAAGUGACCGAAUAGUGUCAUGAGUUAUCACAUUAGUUAGGUUAUUGUUCAGAUAGUUGAUAUAUUGUUUCUCAGGUGGUUAAAGAAUGAUGAAAACGCUCUGAAUUUUUUCGAUAGUACUUAUUUCGAAGCUAGGUUAUGCAUGCAUUUUGCAUUAUUUUGCAAUUAUUACGUACGUCAUAAUAGGCUUCUAUUUGUUUGUUCUUUUGCAUCAGUGCAUGAUAUAUGUCAGAAAUGACGUCAUUUUCGUCUGAUCAAAAAAUCCAUUUAUUUCCUGUAGAACAUGGUUGUGCAGUCAGUAUGAUGAUUAUGGGGUCAGCUAUUGGAUUGAUUUUCUUUUACAGAUUUUCAGAUAAUUUCAGUGAUACCUAUGUUAUUUUGAUCGUGAGUGCCCUUCUGCCGGCUUUCAUUGCAUUAUUUGCUUUUGUGGUUCUGUGGUGGUAUUGUAUUCGUCCUACAUUAUAUUAUCGCCGUAUGUUUGGACGAGGUCCUUUGGUGAAGGUGGAGAAUCCAACAUCUGUUCUUGUCAAUGAACCCUGGGAUUCUGAUGUACUGGAUUAUAACCGUCCGAAUGUUGGUGGGCCGUCGGGAUUUGGACUACCGAUUGAAUACACACCAAUAGAUACUGUUAAUGCACUGCCUCCAGUUCAAGAAGAAGUUAAUGUUACCUCAGAGUUUUCAAUUAAUAAUGCAGUACUUCAACAUUUCUCAAAUAAUUAUCACUCAGCCAAUCCCAUUCAACCUACUAUAGGUGACGAUGAUAAUCAAGGCGACAGUUGUUUUCGGAUUUGCGGUAUACAACUGUUUCGGAGGUCUAGAGAUUAUCAAAAAUCUGCUGACAGUUUACUUCGUCCAUUUAAACCCUUCAAAUUAAGACCUCGUCGUUUUGCUCGCCUUCCUCCUGUUCUACCCGCCACAUUUAUCUUCGUCGCCUUUCUCGCGGUCUCUCUUGCUUUGCCUAUUGGUUUGCUGAGUUUUUUCAAAAAUUUCGCAUUUGGUAUAUCAACUGCGUUUGUUGGCUUUUACAUUACCUUGUGCUGUGCAAGCUUUUUUCUCAUACCAAACUCUUUACUACCACACAUUGUGAUUGAAUACUUUUUGAUGCUUACCUGGUUCGAUGUAAGACUGCAUACUUUACGCAUUGAGUUCUAUGGUCAAUAUGAUAUUCUUGUUCUUGUUAUCUGGUUUGUUGGAAGUGUUUGUUUCGGUCUGUUGACAUUAUGUCUGAUACGCUUACAAGAUGCACGUGAAUUAACUGAAUUUCAACACUACAACACAUUAAAUACAGAGCUGCCAUAUACCAGUACAUAUGUUUUGAAUCGUGCCAAUACUGUUAGCGAUAGUUAUCCUUCAUUGAGUGGUGAUGCUAAGCCAAGUUCAAAAACCCUGUGUUAUGUACCACAUAUAGUUCAUGUGUCUUACUUAAAUGCAAAUGUAAAUUCUGCAACUAGUUUGGAUUAUUCACAUUCACCUACAAUGCUGCAUGAAAAUAUGCAUACUGGAAGCACGGCAGAUGAUAAUGUAGUUGUUGAUUACCAGCGUCGUUCAUUCAAUCUGCCUACGUCAAAAGUUUUGACAGAAAAUCAACCAUUAUUAAAAAGCCGAUAUUACACAAAUUAUGGUUGUUUAAGUAGCAGUAGUACUGGAUCUCGACGUUUACUACCUUUGAGUAGAGUUCAGUUGGGUACUGCCUCACAGCCUUUACCAUUCGGUUCAUUAUCAUCACCAUCAGUUUUACCUUACAAAAUGGAUUCAAUGCAGCCAAAUAUUUCAGGAGAUGGAGUCAAUUUUUCUUUCACUUUUCUUACAAUGAACCAAAUACAUAAAAUUCAUAUUGUGUAAUUUAUUUUUUAAAUAAUUUUAUCCAUUUACUCUUAAAUGGUAGUAUUAGCCUUUUUCAUUAUUACUGGUUACUUUUUACUGAGGUGUAUUCUUCUGUGGACUUGAUGUACGGUACAUUCUACGCAUAUAUAUAGUGAUUUUAUUAAUAUCAGAGAGCAAAAAGGUGGAUAUUUAAAUAAAAUGCUUUCAUUUUAUAACUUCUGUUUGACACUAUCGUCUUUCGACAUCUCUGCUUGGAACUGGAUAUAAUACACUAUUG